Messenger RNA from Orussus abietinus, 1649 nucleotides. RefSeq lists its product as uncharacterized. Gene Ontology annotation, molecular function: protein binding. The record is from RefSeq and is a predicted model, not a curated record. Bases 172 to 1275 code for a protein of 367 amino acids. NCBI's taxonomy places the organism in Eukaryota, Metazoa, Arthropoda, Insecta, Hymenoptera, Orussidae. Gene Ontology annotation, biological process: signal transduction. The transcript has 8 exons.
GUCCGCCAUGUUUGAUACGUUUUUUCCUGGUUUUCUACGUUUUCUCCGGUAUCUCUAUUCAAUCCCAUUCCUGCAGAAAAGAACGUACAUAUUCUCACCAACAUCUUUAACGAGUGCACAAUGUCAUCGUUAUACGCCUUUGUGGCAUAACUUAUGAUAAAUGUCUGAUAAAUGAAAAAAGCAUCGAUGGAUAUACACGAAGAAAGACACAUUGAAGACGAACUAGAAAGGCUCAGAGCUGAAGUCGACGGGCCACCAAACCUGGAUACCUUAACCUUGAACAUUCAGAGGUUAACUGCGUCUAUUCAUGCUUCGUAUAUCUUUGAGAACGAAGGAAAGUCAGUCUUGCAGAUGUUAUGUCUUCUUUUAAGUUCAACGGCGAGUGGGAAAUUUUACGGAGGUUGGCAAGAAUUCGCCGCUGAGCUUGGACUCUCGACAGAACAAAUACGAUGCAUAGAAUAUGACUUCAAAGGCCUGGAAGAUCCUACGUACUAUGUUCUACUUACCUACGCACAAUCACCAGAUGGAACGUUGGACAAAGUAUUUCAUGCGUUACAAAAAAUUAAGCGCUUGGAUGUUAUUAACAGAAUUAAGAAUUAUGUCGAUUAUUUUAUCAAGGCUCUUACUAGUACCGAAGCGGACAAAGACAGUUUUCUUAAAUCCAAAAACAUUCCACGAGCACCAUUAGUACUCAGACCGAUAAUAUUGAUGAACGAAAAUUCAAGAAAACAUGAAGAUGGAAACUUUAAUGUAUCGCAAGAUUCUGAAAUAACAGAGAUAAGGAAGAAAUCUUCCGAGUCUGCGCAAACAUAUGGCAGUGUGGCGAUGCUAACUUUUGUCGAAGAUGGAGCUGAUACUGCUUAUCAUAUAGCGAAAGUAUUCAGAUCUAGGGAACCAAAAAUUGGAGUCGUUAUUUUACAGGAACAAGAGAGAUAUGUUUACAGUAGAGCCGAAGAAUUCAUAGAUGAUUGUUUUAUGCAGGUUAAUUAUAUAGUACCGAUAUUAACAAAGGGAUAUUUAGAAACUAUUGAUGGACAUGUUAACGCACAGAAACAAAUAAGUACUUUGGAUGCAAAGUAUUCAAAAUAUGUUUAUUCCUUGUUAAGGCAUGAAUAUGUAAAAAAUCACUGCUGUAACUUUAGAACAAGAUGUAUUGUACCGGACAAGCAAUUGUGUAAUAUACACGCUACACCUUUACAUCCUACCCUUCAAGCAUGGUUCAAGGAAAGUGACGUCGAAUCGUUUGCUGAUAACAUACUUUUAAGAAAAUUCUAAUCAUCUUUUUUAUACUGUGAUUUUAAGAGAUAAGUCGAUAUUGCUAAGUAUUCUAAUUUGUUUCGGCAAGUCUGAAACAUCCGAGCCAGGAUUUAAGGGGAUAUAAAAGGCGCUGAGAAAUUUAAUCGAUGUCGAUAAAAUAUAAUUCAUCUAUAGCCUUUUUGAUGAGAACGUCAUUUUGAAUACUCAAAUGGUAACAUAAGCUGGCUCAUCCUGUUAUCGACAUUUAUAUUUAUGUUGGUCUUUUACAGUCUAUGUUGAGAAUGAUAUCACGAAUUUCACACAUUCCAUAAGAUUGUGGUACUGUAACCUCACUUUUUCAAAUUGGUCAAAGUGUACAACGAUUGUGAAUAAACAUUUUAGUAAAGAAAAAA